This is a messenger RNA of Cucumis melo (muskmelon), 1022 nucleotides long. RefSeq names its product probable plastid-lipid-associated protein 8, chloroplastic. Lineage: Eukaryota; Viridiplantae; Streptophyta; Magnoliopsida; Cucurbitales; Cucurbitaceae. The transcript is spliced from 4 exons. The record is from RefSeq and is a predicted model, not a curated record. The coding region runs from base 164 to 910 and encodes 248 amino acids.
UCAAAAAGCUGGAAUCUGAAAGAUAAGGCUGCAAUAAACUUUGCUCACUUGGCGUAAACACAACCCCGCAAUCCAUCUCGUCGUGGGUCCGACCUCCGAUUUUCCCCACGCAAAUUUCAGCGGCGAGCCAAAUGCCAUCCCAGCGUUCAUCUUCUGAUCCUGUAUGACUUCCAUGGCUGCCUCGGCAACCUCCGUUGCACUUUUGCCUUCAAAACUGGUUUUCAGGGGACGAUUCGAGCAGUCGAGAUCGAAGUUUCUUACUCCAAGCUCAGCAUCCUCAAUUCCAUGUCAUUCCAUUUCAAUUUCAUCUCCGUUCCAUCGGCGCAAGCCAUUAGGAAUUCAGGCGUCGGUUUCGACCUCGGAUCCUCAAGUCCGAACUGGUCCUGAUGAUCUCGUUGCGUCUAUCCUCUCGAAGGUGACAGGAAGCGAUAGAGGAGUAUUACUAAGUGAAGAAAAGCACAAAGAGGUUGCUGAAGUCGCGCAAGAAUUGCAGAAGUAUUGUGUAAACGAGCCUGUUAAAUGUCCUCUCAUAUUUGGAGCUUGGGAUGUUGUGUAUUGCUCUGUACCAACAUCGCCUGGGGGUGGAUACAGAAGUGCAGUGGGUCGCAUUUUUUUCAAGACAAAGGAAAUGAUUCAGGUUGUGGAAGCUCCUGAUACUAUAAAAAACAAGGUGUCAUUUUCUGCCCUUGGUUUCUUGGAUGGACAAGUCUCUUUGACAGGUAAAUUGACGGCAUUGGAUGAUAAAUGGAUUCGAGUUGUGUUUGAAUCGCCUGAACUUAAAGUUGGAGGAUUAGAGUUUCGAUAUGGUGGCGAAAGCGAGGUACAACUCCAGAUUACAUACAUAGAUGACAAGGUUCGUUUGGGAAAGGGUUCUAGAGGUUCAUUAUUUGUCUUCCAAAGACGAGUUUGAAGUUGCUAAAUUAAAUGUAGUCAAUGCUCAUCAUUUGAUAUCUCUAUGCUAAUUUUACUCUUGUGUAGAAAGCUAAUAUCAUCAAUAUAGAUGAGAGUUAUAUUAUCACGAA